AUGAAGUUUGUGGCUCUGGUUUCCGGAGGCAAAGAUUCAUGCUACAACAUACUCCAUUGCAUGAAAAAUGGGCAUGAGUUGGUAGCAUUUGCAAACCUACAUCCCAAGGAAGAGAACGUGCAAGAGCUGGACAGUUUUAUGUUUCAGACUGUUGGCCAUGAAAUUGUCUCAUACUAUGGGAAAUGCACAGGUCUUCCCGUCUUUAGACAAGCAAUUGCCCGUGAUACAUCAAAAAAUGUGGCCCUGAACUAUUUUGCAACGGCAGGCGAUGAGGUCGAAGACUUAUAUCUGCUUCUCAAGAGGGUCAAAGACAGUAACUUAGGCGUGGAGGCUGUGAGUGUCGGCGCAAUCCUCUCGUCCUACCAGCGUACUCGGGUUGAGGAUGUGUGUUCAAGGCUUGGCUUAACUGCAUUGAGCUACCUGUGGGAACGAGAUCAGGAAGACCUCAUGAGAGAAAUGUGCUCCAUGUCUAAGAAACCCGGAGACGCGCCAGUCGCUAAACUCGAUGCAAGAAUUAUCAAGGUUGCCGCUAUAGGGCUAAACCAGAAUCACUUGGGGCUAAGCCUUCCUGAGAUAUUCCCUACCUUGUUGAGUCUGAACCGUAGAUACGGUGUACAUAUAUGCGGCGAGGGAGGUGAAUUCGAAACAAUGGUAUUGGACGCCCCCUUCUUUACAAAAGGGUACUUAGAGAUAGUUGGAUUGCGGACUACAGUUGAACGCGGCUCAGGAGUAUGCACUGCCGCUCUCGAUAUUCAAUUCGUUGCACGACACUUAGAGGGGACUACCGGGGCGGAUCUCGCUAAUCUCCCCGUACCUAAACUUGAAAAUAAAUGGGAAGAGAUUUAUCAUGAUCUGGAACCCACAAAAUUUGGCGACAUCCCAUCUUCUAUACACUCCUCUGCUGAAACUGGGGUGUCACUAUCGGAAAAUACUGUGGGGGGGCUGUUAUAUGUUAGCAAUAUUCAGCCACGCUGCAGAGGGCCUCUAGAAAAGCAAGCAAGGGAUGUAUUCGAUCAAUUAAACGAAUCGCUAACUAGACAUGGCGUUGUAAAAGCGCAAGUAUUGUCUUCUGUUUUACUAUUAGCCGACAUGGGCACCUUUGCCGAGAUAAACACCGCGUACAAUGGUUACUUUUCGAUCCAAGAAAUUGGCCCCUUACCUCCAUCCAGAGCGUGUAUUGAGUCUAAAUCUCUUGCGCCUGGAAUUGGGCUCCAGCUUUCGGUCGUUAUCCAACACGAUAUAAAGAUUGUGCCAUGUGCUAACCUUCUGCUCAACCCAGGGAAGGGGGGUCUCCAUGUACAGAGCAGGUCAUACUGGUGCCCCUGCAAUAUUGGCCCGUAUUCACAGGCCACGUGGGAUACCACAGAUAGGAACAAGGUCGCGUAUAUUAGCGGUCAGAUUGCGCUACUACCAAACACUAUGGAAAUGUGCAACACAUUGACUGGGACAUCCGGAAAUCCCUAUCAAGAGGGUCUGUCUCAGGCCAUCCUUGCGUUGCGCCACUUUAAUACCUUGAAAAAGUCCAUUGAGACAUGUCAUCAGCUCUUCAUGUGCUGUUAUAUUGCGGAAGAUUUUAUGGCGCCGAUUGCGUCUAGUGUUUGGUCUUCCUACUGCUCCUCGAAUCCAGAUAAUACACUAGGUACUUUGUUGAUAGUGCGGGUAAGCGCACUUCCCAGAAGCGCUCUUUGUGAAUGGGGCGGUAGCGCAUGCCAGCGACUGCUGGUUGAGGACGACGACGAUGAUUACAGCGAUGAGCUUCCGGAACAAUGCUCGGAUACUCUACCGUCGAUGGCUCUCAACUAUGAAGCUUUCCUAGACGUAAAUGUGAUGACAGUAAGAGCGAAAAACCAGGUCAGACACUACUUGACUGGCUUUUUGGACACACAGGGCGAUGUAAAAAAGGUUCUUGAUUCCUGUGUUCAGUGCCAGAUUACGCUAUAUUAUGUACCAUCCCCGGAAGUUACCCUUCCAACAGCGUCAAAUGUAGAAUACGUCCCUGUGAACGCCAUCUACGAUUCCACGGCACGGAUUAGAAAUUAUGCACUUCAAAUUAAAUACUAG
Molecule: messenger RNA, 2061 nt
Organism: Eremothecium gossypii ATCC 10895
Lineage: Eukaryota; Fungi; Ascomycota; Saccharomycetes; Saccharomycetales; Saccharomycetaceae
Gene: DPH6
Product: diphthine--ammonia ligase
Exons: 1
Coding region: 1-2061 (686 amino acids)
Biological process (GO): protein histidyl modification to diphthamide
Molecular function (GO): diphthine-ammonia ligase activity
Source: RefSeq, marked provisional